This is a messenger RNA of Parasteatoda tepidariorum (common house spider), 665 nucleotides long. It is a transcript of the gene mRpL42, whose product is annotated as mitochondrial ribosomal protein L42. Gene Ontology annotation, cellular component: mitochondrial large ribosomal subunit. NCBI's taxonomy places the organism in Eukaryota, Metazoa, Arthropoda, Arachnida, Araneae, Theridiidae. The record is from RefSeq and is a predicted model, not a curated record.
AGAAAUAGAUAACAAAGUGCUCCUUAAUAAUUUUAUAACAGUAAACAAAAAUCGAAGGCAAAAAUAAAAAUUAGAAAUUUAAUUUAAGUAGUACUGAAAGAGCAAUUUUCCCUACAUUUUUCAUCAUGAAUCGUAGUGUUGGAAUACUUAAUUCGAUGUCAAGAAUAAAAAAGGGCAUUGCUCUAAGUCCUGAUAUUUGGAAGUUUUCAUAUUCAGUUUUGAGCAGGCUGUAUUCUUCAGAUGAAAAUAGAAAAUCAUGGACUGUUUUAUCUAAUAAUGGACAGAUUAUAUGUUGUUGGCAUCCAGAAGAAGCACCUCCAUAUGAACAUACUAAACCAUUGCCUGAUAUAGCUCCUGAAUUUCGUGAGGGUGAUUCGGUUUUAAAAGUGCAGUACAGACGUGACGCUAAAAUUCGAUUUCAGCCGGAUGGACCUACUAUGGAGGAAUUAGCAAAGAUGACUUAUACCACAAAACAUAGAUGGUAUCCAAACAAUGAAAAGAAAUAUUUAGAUCCUGAACCAAUCAAUCGGGAUGGAAUUUGAUACAUUAAAAGGAUAAUUGUAAAUAACUUCAAAAUCUGAAUUUUAUUGUGUUUAUUUAAUGAUGUAUUCGCAUGUUAAUUCUUUCAUAAAACAUUUAGUAAUAAAUGAUUGUAAGUAGUCUGA